AUGUCCGACCAGGCCACGGAAGCACCGCUACCGAGCGCAACGAUGGAAGCUGCCAACAGCAGCGACCGACAGGGAUCGGAAACGGCGGAGAAGGUAGUAACGUCCACGGUGGUGCCGACGGUGAGAACGAUCGAAACGGUGGAGACGGCCACGAUGACUGAUGACGCAGAGCCGCCACGGCAAGAAAGUGAAAGUUCCGCCACGGAACAGCAGCAGCCAGCAGCAGCAGUCGGAGAGGUGAUCAGCGGCGACGAUGGCGCGAUCAAGGAACCGGUGGAAGCGGAGGAGGAGCCGGACACAUUGUCCCCGCUGAUGACGGACAAUCACACGUUCCUGCAGCACCAGGAGCUGCUGCGCGAGGGACCGUUGGCCGACGCAGACGCUGAGGCCGAAGACCGGCGGCUCGCCGGGGAAGAAGCGGGCCACCAUCACCACCGGCAUCUUCACGGCGAGGGUGAGGAAGAGGUCCACGAUUACGGGAUCUACGACGACGACGAGGACGACGAGGGGGAGGACAUCGAGGAUGAGGACGAGGACGAGAUGUUUAUGCGCGACGACGAAGACGACGGGGAACGGGGAGCCGGCCCGAUGAACAUGAAGCACUCCGACACGAAGGAAUCGAUCAGCUCAAUCGACAGCGACGUUUCGCUGUCGUACGAUCGGCGCAGCCUAACCGGCGAGACCAACACCGGUGGGGUGAUGGCGGGGCCGGCGCGUCACCACCGGCACCCGGUGGAGGACAUCGGGGCCGGAUCGUCUGAUGACGCGGCCAAGGAUUCGGGCUGCGAGAUUGCGAAGCAACAAUCGGGCGACGGUGGCACGCUGACGGCCGAACCGGACGCGGAUGAUGUGGACGGCGAGGAAGAAGCGUUCGAGACGCCGGACGAUGAGACGUGCGAGAGGAUCGUCGAGCAGGUGGAGUUCUACUUCUCGAACGACAACAUCCUGAAGGACGCGUUCCUGCUGAAGCACGUCCGGCGCAACAAGGAGGGCUUCGUCAGUCUGAAGCUGGUGUCGAGCUUCAAGCGCGUCCGCCAGCUGACGAAGGACUGGCGUGUGGUGGGGUACGCGAUCAAGCGGAGCAGCGCCAAGAUCGAGGUGAACGACCUCGGCACCAAGAUCCGCCGGUUGGAGGCACUACCGGAGCACGACGAAACGACGCCGUCACGCACGGUCGUCGCCACGGGGCUGCCGUAUGACAAGUACACGGUCGAGAAGGUAUCGGAACUGUUCUCGAAGUGUGGCGAAAUUUCGCUCAUCCGUGUCCUGCGCCCCGGUGGCCCGAUACCGGCGGACGUGCGCCAGUUCAUCAACAAACAUCCGGAACUGCAGCAGAACGAAUGCGCCCUGGUGGAGUUCACCGAGUCGGCGUCAGCCCGGCGGGCCCAGUCACUGGCGGAGUUUGUCGUGCUGGAGCUGGUGGCGCCGAAGAAGAAGACGGGCAAGAAGGCGACCAACGUGACGAAGUUCGUCGAGAGCUACAAGUUUGCCGCCGGCCACGACAUCGAGCGUAGCCGGGGUGGUGAAGGGUUCGACCGGUUCCGGAUGCGGCGCGGUUCCGGCUUCUACCCGAAGCCGGACACCAUGCUGAUGAGCACGGUAUAUCAACCGCCGCCCCAUCACCACCACCAUCACCACCACGGUCAGCCGCAGAUGGGAGGUCCGCUGCUGAUGCAACAGGAGUCGUCGCCUCCGCUCCAGUACAUGCCGCACUCGCCGCAGCCACGCAAGUACUCUUUCGGGGCGGACUCCUUCGAGUGCUUCCAGCAGCAGCACCAGCCGCAACGGCGGACCAGUGCCUACUCACUCGGUUCGGACACGGCACCGGCGGUGGCGCGCAAGUUCUCGAACUGCUCCGAGGGCUACUCAAGCUGUGGCGAGAUGUCACGCCGCACGUCGGCCUGCUCCUCCGAGGCACCGUCCUCGAGACGGGCAUCCAACUGUUCCGAGUUUUGCGCUUGCACCGUGCCGCGCCGGAUCUCGCAGUGCUCCGGCAACGAGCUGAUGUUCCGCCGAAUCUCGCAGUGCUCGGCCGACCAUUCGACGCAGGCCGGUAUCCGCAAGUACUCGGUGGGAUCGAACUACGAUCGCAAGUACACCAACUCGCCAGAACUGGUCCAGCAGCAGCAGCAGCCAUCCGCCACAGGACCGCACCUGCUGCAGCGCCGUAUCUCAAUGGAGUCGAACGGUGGGUUCGAUAGGAAGUACUCAUCCGGGUCGAUCACCGGCUACCACACGGACAGUCCGCACAUCUCGCCGCGCAAGUACUCGAACGGGUUCGACCCGCUGCGCAAGCUGUCCAGUGGCUCCGACCAGUACUACUACGGACGUAAGAUCUCGACCGACUCUGGCUACGAUCGCCGGAUCUCGAUCGGGUCCGAGUGCGGAUCGGCACCGCGCUCUCGCACCGGCAGCAUACUCUGUAGUCAGCACGGUCCAGCGACGACGACGGGCUCGGCCCUGCCACUGAUGCCGGGUGGUGCCGAGACGGUCGUUAGGACACCGAUCGGACCGGACGGCAGCAAGGGCUUUGGGACGCGCACCAGACGCAUCGGCCACAUCGUGCCACCGGCCUAG
Messenger RNA from Anopheles bellator, 2577 nucleotides. RefSeq lists its product as uncharacterized. The coding region runs from base 1 to 2577 and encodes 858 amino acids. Gene Ontology annotation, biological process: RNA processing. Gene Ontology annotation, cellular component: nucleus. Gene Ontology annotation, molecular function: mRNA binding. NCBI's taxonomy places the organism in Eukaryota, Metazoa, Arthropoda, Insecta, Diptera, Culicidae. The record is from RefSeq and is a predicted model, not a curated record. The transcript has a single exon.